Messenger RNA from Stereum hirsutum FP-91666 SS1, 2035 nucleotides. RefSeq lists its product as uncharacterized. The record is from RefSeq and is a predicted model, not a curated record. The transcript is spliced from 14 exons. Lineage: Eukaryota; Fungi; Basidiomycota; Agaricomycetes; Russulales; Stereaceae. The coding region runs from base 134 to 2035 and encodes 633 amino acids.
AGAGGCUAUAAGUAUAGGGCUUGGGGUUGCAACUGUCGUCCUUCUCUUCCUUGAUUCUUCUUGUCGCCGAACUCUUGAAGAACGAGCUGCAAGAGUUCAGGCUAGAAGAACUCGGACUUUCCAAGAAUUGGAGAUGCCUCGUCGGAAAACGUGCCAACCUUUGAGAGCCUCGCCGGUCAACUCAUCCAAGUCUAUCUCUUCGACACCUCGCGAGAAUGCCAUGAAGCUGAGGCCCGACUCCCUCAGGUUCAAGGAGAACGGGCUACCCAUGUCUCCCCAGGACCAUAUUGCAGCUACUGACCCUCUGCCCAAGUUGCGCGACUAUGUGAGGUGCCCUAAGUGCAAUGCCAGAUUACUUCUGAAGAACCUGGAGAGGCACCGGAACAAGAUGCACGAGUAUACUGCACCGCCUCCGCCUCGCACACUUUCUGUCGGCCUACGACCCCAGACACUUUACGUCCGCCUACGACCUCCUCGCCGUGUCCGUCCUCCUUUCCGACGUGCCCCACCACCUCGGCCUGGUUCCCUCGUCCGGUGUCAUGCCUGCAAUAGACAUAUUCUGGAGAAGAGCCUGAAGAAGCAUCGGCAAAGGGUCCAUGGCAAGAAGGCUGCCGUCGGGCGGACUGGCAGAAAGGGUACUCCCAACUGCCCUGAGAAUAAUUCUAAGGGUAUAUCGAGGAAGGCGCAGGCGAGACUCGGCGAUCCAUCCGUUACCUACGUUCCUUCGAGCCCCCCGAAGAGUUACGUUACUCGUGAGAUGCGUGGAGACAAUAAGAGUUCCCCAAACUCAUCGAAGUCGGUCAUCAUUGAACUGAGGGAUUCAUCAAUGUUCCGUGCUAGUCGCCGUCAAUUUACUCCUGCGGAGGGUUCAACGAAUCAUGCUAGUGCCGCCGGUCCUCCGAAUCAGCCCAACCUACCCGAGUACGUCGACUGCCCCUCUUGUAAAUCUAAAGUGUUGUCCAAGAAGUUAGACAGGCACCGCCGAAGACAGCAUGGACAUCCUGCUCCUCCUGCUGUCAAUGCGGUUAGGCCUUCUCGCCAUGAUAUGCCAGGUGUAUGGCUUCCCGCACUUUCAGCCCGCAUCGUACCUUUUCCCCGUGCACCUCCACCUCCCCAGACAUAUGUCCCUCCUCAAACAUCUUCUGCCCUAUCUACGCCUACUCCCGGGGCCGAACCUCUUCCCCAGGCCGUAUCUCGUAUCCGCACCACGCUUCCUGGCUCACCUCCUGUUUAUCCUCCAUCCACUGCGCGCACUGUACGCACUGCUUCCGUUCAUGGCCUCCUUCCAGUACGCGGCGUGCCUGCUGCUCGCGCACCCCAGACCCGGAUAUUAUCAGUGGUUCUUUCUGCGCCUUUCCGUGCUACCCCUCCACCUCCAGUUGUACCCUCUUUACAUGGCGAGAUAUCUGCACAAGCCACACCCGCCCGCGGCGUAACUCCUGUCCACACUGGACCUCUUUCCCACAAUAAUUCUUCAGGACGAAUCUUCGUCCGCUGCGAUGUUUGUAAGACCCGAUUAUUGACGAAGAAUUUGGAGAGGCAUAAAGCUAGGACCCACGGCCAGAAUGAGAAGGCUCCUACGUCUGGUCGGAAGAAGGUCAAAGCGAAGGCUGGUACCAAGCCCAAGGGUAAAGCCAAAACAGUCGACUUGGAGCCCAAACAUAAGGUCUCCCCCGUUAUCCAGGGUCCUUCGAGAUCAAGCUAUAGCGAGCCGAAGACAUAUGGCACAUGCACCUUCGUCGGAUAUGAUAUUGUUGGCUUAUAUGGGCUCACCGUGACCAUAUCUACUAGCAUUUCCAAGUCUGCCAUACCGAUAUGGUAUCUUGCCCUAGCUGCCCCGCUCGCCUUAGAAGGGGUGAACUACACGCCCCGAAUCACCAAAUCGAAGUGUUAUCCUUCACCUCGGCUACGUUGGACCAGGUCUCCGACCAGCAAACAGCAGUUGAAACUACCUGAGUGCAAACGCUGCGCUCACGGAUUUCGUGGUUACAGGGAGUUGAGCGAGCACUAUCAGGAAACACAUUCAGAGACUUGA